AUGCCGCUCGGCCCAUCAUCUUCAGCGUUACACAUUCAAAAUGCCAAAUCAACUGCAACUUCUUCGCAGCCACGCACACCUACCCUGGUGACUGUUCAUCCGGUAGCGUUGUUCUCUAUCUUAGAUCACUAUUUGCGCCGCACGGAUGCGCAAGAGCGCGUAAUCGGGACUCUGCUCGGUUUCCGGACCGACAACGAGAUCGAGAUACGUUCUUCGUUCGCGGUUUUGCACAGCGAGACCGCUGAACAAGUCGCUGUCGACAUGGAGUAUCAUCAGACCAUGUACGAUCUGCACCACAAGGUACACCCGAAGGAGACGAUCGUCGGCUGGUAUUCGACGGGCUCCAACCUCAACACCUAUUCUGCCCUUAUACAGAAUUUCUAUACCCAAGAAACCACGCCUCAUCAGGCGAUCCACCUUGCGCUCAACACUGGUACUGAAGAAGAUACUCAACCAGGCGUACAGGCAUACAUCAGCUCACCCGUAGGGGUGCAGCCUAAACCUGAGAAUUGCGUUUUCGUUCCGGUUCCCUGCGAACUGCGUUUCACCCCUGCUGAGCGCAGUGGUUUCGAUCUGCUCGCCUCUGCUUCGGACUCUCCGACAGAACCCAUCACUGAUCUGGAGCAGCUUGAAGCAGCGAUAAAAACGGUUUCCAGCAUGCUUGACCGGGUUCUGGCAUACGUUCGGUCUGUACUCUCAGGGGAGGUUAAGGGUGAUGCUGCGAUCGGGCGGUAUCUCAUGGAUACGCUGGGAGCCAGUACAGAAGAUCUGGAGAAGGGAGGCUUUAACACUGCCUUGCAGGAUACGUUGAUGGUGUCGUACUUGGCGAACCUUGUGAGGUCGCAAGCCGAAAUCUCUGCCCGUUUGGCACUUGCUACCGCGUGA
Messenger RNA from Punctularia strigosozonata HHB-11173 SS5, 885 nucleotides. RefSeq names its product Mov34-domain-containing protein. The record is from RefSeq and is a predicted model, not a curated record. Lineage: Eukaryota; Fungi; Basidiomycota; Agaricomycetes; Corticiales; Punctulariaceae. Gene Ontology annotation, cellular component: eukaryotic translation initiation factor 3 complex, eIF3m. Gene Ontology annotation, biological process: translational initiation. Bases 1 to 885 code for a protein of 294 amino acids. The transcript is spliced from 6 exons. Gene Ontology annotation, molecular function: translation initiation factor activity; metallopeptidase activity; translation initiation factor binding.